Messenger RNA from Bufo gargarizans (Asiatic toad), 2045 nucleotides. It is a transcript of the gene STAC3, whose product is annotated as SH3 and cysteine rich domain 3. Bases 147 to 1196 code for a protein of 349 amino acids. Gene Ontology annotation, biological process: positive regulation of protein localization to plasma membrane; positive regulation of voltage-gated calcium channel activity; skeletal muscle contraction. Lineage: Eukaryota; Metazoa; Chordata; Amphibia; Anura; Bufonidae. The record is from RefSeq and is a predicted model, not a curated record. Gene Ontology annotation, cellular component: extrinsic component of cytoplasmic side of plasma membrane. Gene Ontology annotation, molecular function: protein binding. The transcript has 11 exons.
CCUCAUUCAAGGAGCAGUUUAUCGUUAUGCCAUCAGUGAGGAAUGAACUAGUGAUCUCUGUCCCAGAUCUUUGACUGAGUUCUUCUGAAGAUUAAGCUAUUUAGUGGAUUUAUACCUAAGAGCCUCAGGUUCAAAAGUUCAAGGAAAUGUUUAAAAAGAAGAAGAAGAAGGAGGACGAAGUAAAUGAACCCCAGACCCCAAGCCCAGACAAUCAGCCAAAUGGUGAGAUCCCAAACUCAGGCCCUAUUAUUUAUUAUAUCUAUGAGUCAGAAGAAGAGGAAGAUGAAGAUGAUAAGAAAGAUGAACCUCCUCCAGAGCCCCCUCAGCCGGUCAAUGACAAACCUCAUAAAUUCAAGGAUCACUACCUGAAGAAGCCUAAAUUCUGUGACGUGUGCGCUAGAAUGAUUGUCUUAAACAACAAAUUUGGACUGAGAUGUAAAAACUGCAAGACUAACAUUCAUCACCAUUGUCAGUCCUAUGUGGAGUUCCAGAAAUGUUUUGGGAAAAUACCCCCUGGUUUCCGCCGGGCAUACAGCUCCCCCCUGUACAGCAAUCAGCAGUACGCCUGCGUGAAGGAACUGCUGCCUUUCUCUGCUGCCAAUCGCACAGAUCCUGUGUUUGAUACUCUGAGGACUGGAGUCAUCAUGGCAAACAAAGAAAGAAAAAAAGGGCAAGAUGACAAGAAAAAUCCUGCCACUAUGAUUGAUGAGGAACCAGAGCCCCCAAAACAAGAGGAAGGGAAGCAGGAAGGAGAUUCUCCUGAUGGUGAUAAAAAAGGAGAUAAAAAUGCGCAGGAUGCAAAGAAUAAGAAGGCACAACCUGGAGUGCGGGGAGGCUUCAUGCAGUCUCACUAUUUUGUUGCUCUUUACCGUUUCAAAGCACUGGAGAAGGAUGACCUGGAUUUCCAAGCUGGAGAUAGGAUCACAGUCAUUGAUGACUCCAAUGAAGAGUGGUGGCGGGGUAAAGUAGGUGAUAAAGCUGGCUACUUUCCAGCUAACUUCAUAAUUCGUGUGCGAGCUGGUGAAAGAGUGUACAAAGUAACCCGAUCUUUCGUUGGAAAUAAAGAAAUUGGACAGAUAACACUAAAAAAAGACCAGAUUGUGGUACAGAAAGGAGAAGAAGUAAAUGGUUACAUCAAAGUCUUGACUGGACGAAAGGUGGGACUUUUUCCUGUAGACUUUCUACAAGAGAUAUGAGGAAGAAAGAACAACGAGAUGACAAAUUAAAAGAAGAGGAACAUGGCAAUGACUGACAUAGUGAUCACAUCCACCUUUGAACAUUUGAGAAGAAACUUCUUUACUGGGGAACAGGGCACACAGCAAAUACUAUCUGGAUGUUGAGAGUUCUUGACAAUUUGUUCUUAGCUCUUUAACUCUGGCUGGACUAGAGAUGGUAUCAACUAGGUGUCAACUAAUCCACACUUACAUAGUUGACUCUGUUUUGGGGCACCGAGGCAUCUACAUGUGCUAUGAGUCAGAUACCUAGGUAUCAGUUACUCCACACUUACACAGUUGAAUGUUUUCUGGGCUACUGAGGCGUCUACAUGUGCUGUAAGUGAAAAACACUGUAAAAUCAUUCUGCAAUGAUUGGUAAACUGGUCACUGGUCUGUUGGUCAACAUGCCAGAUAUUGAGUAGACUUUAUAACUUUUCUGACUAGGUGAAAUGUUAUAUUCUGUCAAAUUCCCUUCCUUCACACUGUGAAAUGAACUAUAAAUUAUGGAUAUUUUCUGAAAUCUCUUCUCCAUCUAAGUGCCUUAUAAGAGAGCGAUCAAUUACACACGCAACAGAUACAGAACACUUUUCUUCUUCAUGUAGCAAUUACUGUUUUAGUUUUUCUGCUUUUUUAGCUAUACAGUUUAAAUACACAUAGUAGAAAUGGAAAAUGUAAUAUUUAUUUUAAUGAAUAGUUUGCAUUCUUUUAAAGCAUUAGAAUUUCUCCUUUUAUUAAAUGUCUCUCUUUUUUUUGUUUCAGCUUGCUUUAGGUCGUAGCUCUAGGGCUGUUUCACACGAGCAGAUGCCGUGCGUGAGAUCCGCUGCGUGAAUG